CAAAGGUGACAUCUGGAUACAUUGAAUGUGGAUAGGAAGAAGUACACUGGAAAGAGCAAAAUGUGUGUUUCUUCAGAAUGAUAGGUUUGCCAUGGGAGCAGCAAGGAGCACAUCUGCUGUUGACACAUCAGGAGAGAACACAGACAGCAUGGACGUGGACAGUCUGCGCGCCGACCUAGAGAAGGUCGGCCAGGAGCACGUGCUUCGGUUCUGGUCGGACCUGGAGCCGCAGCGGCAGCGCAAGCUCUACAAUGACCUCAGAGGCAUCGACCUGCCGGAGGUGAACGCGUUCUACCGGAGCACGCUGGAGGAGGCCGAGGACCAGGAGAAGCUGGACGACCGGCUGAAGCCGGUGCCGGCCGACGUGUUCGGCUCGGUGGUGCGCUCCUCUCCCGAGGAGCUGCAGCGCUACAACGACGUCGGGCUGGAGGCGGUCUCGCGCGGUGAGGUGGGCGUGCUGCUGCUGGCCGGCGGUCAGGGCACGCGCCUCGGCGUCAGCUACCCCAAGGGCAUGUACGACGUGGGCCUGCCGUCGCGCAAGACGCUGUACCAGCUGCAGUCGGAGCGCGUGCGUCGGCUGCAGCGGCUGGCCGCCGAGCGGACGGGUCGCGCCGGCGGCCGCAUCACGUGGUACGUGAUGACCAGCGAGUCCACCAAGGAGCCCACUGUGCGCUUCUUCGAGAAGAACGACUUCUUCGGCCUGGACAAGCAGGACCUGGUGUUCUUCGAGCAGGGCACGCUGCCGUGCUUCAGCUUCGACGGCAAGAUCAUCCUGGAGGCGCCCGACCGGGUGGCGCACGCGCCAGACGGCAACGGUGGCCUCUACCGCGCCCUGGAGCGGGAGAACAUGCUGCAGGAUAUGGCCGAGCGCGGCGUCCAGUACCUGCACGUCUACUGCGUGGACAACAUCCUGGUGAAGAUGGCCGACCCCGUGUUCAUGGGCUACUGCAUCUCGCGCGGGGCUGACUGCGGUGCCAAGGUGGUGGAGAAGGCGUUCCCGACGGAGGCGGUGGGCGUCGUCUGCCAGGUGGACGGCCACUACCAGGUGGUCGAGUACUCGGAGAUCACGCUCAAGACGGCCCAGAGGCGAAACCCCGACGGCCGCCUGACGUUCUCGGCCGGCUCCAUCUGCAACCACUUCUUCACGGCCGAUUUCCUGCGCUACGUUGUCAGGGAGCACGAGACUGAGCUGCUGCACCAUGUGGCCAAGAAGAAGAUUCCAUACGUGGACGAGGCGGGGCAGACCCAGAAGCCGGACCGGCCCAACGGCAUCAAGAUGGAGAAGUUCGUGUUCGACGUGUUCCAGUUCUCCAAGAACUUCGCCGUCUGGGAGGUGCUGCGCGAGGACGAGUUCUCGCCGCUGAAGAACGCCGACGGCGCCGAGAAGGACACGCCCACCACGGCCCGCCUGGCGCUCUGCUCGCUCCACCAGCGCUAUGUGCUCGCCUCAGGAGGGCAGUUCGUGGACGAGGAUGGCCAGCCCAUCCCACUCAUACCCGGCGUCGAGUCGACCAAACACUCCGAGGCCAACAACAACAAGGGCCAGCAGUCGUGGGUGAAGUGGGAGGACCCGGUCAUCUGCGAGAUCUCUCCGCUCGUGUCGUACGCGGGCGAGGCGCUCGAGCCGCUGGUGGCGGGGCGCCGCUUUAUGCCGCCGCUGCUGCUGAACGAGCCGGCCGAGCCGCUCGCCAACGGCCACUGAGAGGAGCGCCGCCGCGGCGCAGCAGCGGCCGACAGUACAAACCGCGCCCCGCGGCGGCCAAGGCCGCGUCGCCGCACGACGCUGAUUGGGCGGCCGAGCUCAUGCCGCGUCUUGAUUGGUGGGAUGCUGCGUCGGCCGGUUGCAUCGCGAUUGGUGGCUGCGGCGCCAACGCCGUCACAAUUGGUGGCUGCAGCGUCGGCGCCGGGAUGAUUGGUUGGUCGCGUCGCUGGCCGUGAUGUGAUUGGUCACCGCGGGGACGUAGGCAGCUGGAGCGGGCCAGCAGCAGGAGCGAGGCGGUCGUUAAAUGAUUUCAGCACCACACGGCGAAUGGGCUGCUGAAAAUGGGUCCAACUGCCUGCCUGAAGUCACUGCUGGCGCUGUUUUUGCCGCUGCGGUGCGUUGCACUGGUAUCGCA
Messenger RNA from Pollicipes pollicipes, 2117 nucleotides. Its product is annotated as UDP-N-acetylhexosamine pyrophosphorylase. Gene Ontology annotation, biological process: UDP-N-acetylglucosamine biosynthetic process. NCBI's taxonomy places the organism in Eukaryota, Metazoa, Arthropoda, Thecostraca, Pollicipedomorpha, Pollicipedidae. The record is from RefSeq and is a predicted model, not a curated record. Bases 26 to 1702 code for a protein of 558 amino acids. The transcript is spliced from 10 exons. Gene Ontology annotation, molecular function: UDP-N-acetylglucosamine diphosphorylase activity.